AUGGACUUCGCUGUGAACCAGCGCCGGUCAUACGAUGGUAACCUGUGUACGAUCCGUUAUGUGGGUAAAGUCGAGGGGACCAGCGGCGACUGGCUGGGCGUGGAAUGGGAUAACCCAACCCGGGGGAAGCAUUCGGGGGAGCAUAAUGGAGUGAGAUAUUUUACAUGCAGGAAUAAGGAAGCUACGCCGGGGUCAUUUGUGCGUCCGUCUCGACCGGCGGAUAAGCUUAGAGGAUUCCUCGAGGCGUUGAGGGAGAAAUACGCAUCUGAGUUUGUGGAUCAGGAGCUUGCGCAACAGAAACAGGGUGGUGGUGACUCCCUCCACGACCCGAUCAAGUUCAGCAGCAAGGUUGUCGAAGAAGUUGGCUUCGACAAGAUCAGGAAGAAACUUGCCGAGUUGCAGGAAUUAAAGAUCGUCUUGCUGGAUGGGCUGCGUGUUGCUGGUGUCCAGGCAGAGGAUGGGACUCAGAAAACAGGAGGGGUGGAGGGGAGAGAGGAGGCAUGCCGCAGGAUUGAAGAGACCUGUCCGAAGAUUGCCCAGUUGGAUCUUAGUCGGAGCUUGGUCAGUCGAUGGAGGGACGUUAAGGAUAUAUGUGCGCGGCUUGAGCGGUUGAGGGUAUUGAAGUUGAAUGGGAAUCGAUUUGGGGCGGUUGAGGAGAGCCUUAGAUUUGAGGACAUUGCGGAGCUACAUCUGAAUGAGACUCUUCUUUCCUGGGACGAGGUAUCGACAUUAUCGUAUCAAUUCCCGGCGCUGACAUUGCUGUCAGUGUCUAUGAACCAGAUGAACGCGGUGUCGACACCUAUUUCGGAGACCAUCACCACAUUAAUACUGGAGCACAACGAAUUCGACUCGUUGUCAUCUGUGAGAAAGCUUACAGCUCUUCCCAAGCUGGACCGUCUUUCGUUACGCGGAAACUGCAUCGAAAAUAUUAACCGUCCCGGUGCAGCCGAAGACCUUAUUCAAUUCUCCUCCAGCCUCGAAUUCGUCGAUCUAUCAUACAACAAGAUCAACUCGUGGUCAUUCCUAAAUUCACUUCCCCUCGUCUUCCCCGGACUACGAUCCCUCCGCAUAUCCGGGAACCCCCUAUACAACCAACCCGUGGCAUCAACAACCAUCACAAACAUGCCCGAGAAGCCAAUGACUGUGGACGAAGCAUACAUGCUCACUCUCGCACGGCUGUCUUCCAUCCAAAUACUCAACUACGGCAACAUCACCCCACAGGAUCGGACUAAUGGUGAGCUUUACUAUCUUUCACUUAUUGGCAAGGAACUCUCUGCAUCACCGGAAGAUGCAGAGCAGGGUAUCCUGGCGAAACAUCCUCGGUACCGGGAGCUCUGUGAGAAACACGGCGAGCCGGUUAUCAGACGGGCAGAGGAGAAGUCAGGUCGUGCAGUGAACCCCCGAUCUGUCGCAGCGCGAUUAGUCAAAUUGGCAUUCCGUCUAUCAUCACAAGAACAAACCAUCAAAACCAAAGAAGUCCCACGUUCUUUCGAUACAUACCAAGUCAAAGCUCUCGUCUCCCGCCUCUUUGGCCUGACACCGUUUGAAUUCCGGUUAACCUGGGAGACCGAUGAACUGGAUCCGGUAAGCAAGGUAAAUAGGGAAGAAGAGGAAUGGGAUAGUGAAGAUGAGGGGAUGGAUAACGGGGAUGCUGCAGGGGAUGAGACAAAGUUUGUUAAGAGAGAGGUUGAGUUGGUGGAUUCUAUUAGGGAUAUUGGGUUUUGGUUGCAGGAUGUUGAUGAGGCGAGGAUUAGGGUGGAUUUGUUGAGUUGA
Aspergillus glaucus CBS 516.65 is the source of this 1773-nucleotide messenger RNA. Its product is annotated as putative tubulin-specific chaperone. The record is from RefSeq and is a predicted model, not a curated record. Lineage: Eukaryota; Fungi; Ascomycota; Eurotiomycetes; Eurotiales; Aspergillaceae. The transcript is spliced from 4 exons. Bases 1 to 1773 code for a protein of 590 amino acids. Gene Ontology annotation, molecular function: protein binding.